AUCUCCAAACAAAGAGAAUCGGUGGAAAAGGAAGUCAAAUCCAAUGGGUUUCGUAGUAGGGAGCUCUUGCUUCUUGCAAUCUCCCAUCCCCCAUUCCCAAAUCAUCUCUUCGCCUUCACAAUCUGUUUUCUUGCGCAUAAGAAAUGCAGAGACCAAGAAGCGGAGGAAUAGAGCAGCAAUGGCUUCUUUGCGCGAGGGAGACCCCAACUACGCCAUUUCCAAUAGGAGGAGGGCGGUUCUUCUUGUGGGUAUUUCAGUUCUUCCCUUAUUGCAACUGAGGGCCGGAGCUCUUGAAGGCUUGGCCAAAAAAGAAAGUGAGCCAAACAAACUAGAGGAGAAAAAAAUGGCAGAGUUAGAAGAAGGUGGCUCACCCCCUAAUCCCAUUCUGUCUCUCCUGAAUGGCCUUGGAAUAUUUGGUACCAGUAUUUUUGGUCCACUUUAUGCAUUGGUUCUGAAAGAGAAGAAAGCUAAUGAUGCAACAAUAGAAUCGAUGAAGAUCAAAUUGCAAGAAAAGGAAGCAGCUAUUGUUUCACUUGAGAAAAAUUUUGAAUCAAAGCUGUUAAAUGAGCAGGAACAAAGGACCAAGGAACUCAAUAAGGCAAAGGAAGAACAGUUGUCUUUGAUAGACCAACUAAAUUCAGCUAAGAAAACUAUCACAGGCUUGGGACAGGAGGUAAAAAAUGAGAAGAGGUUGAUAGAGCAGCUUAAAGUUCAAAUCGACAGUCUUCAAAAUGACCUCUUAAAGGCAGGGGAAGAUAAAAAGUCUCUUGAAGAAGAACUGAAGGAAAAGCUUGAUUCAAUUAAAUCAUUGCAGGAAAGAACAAACUUGCUUGGUUUGGAGCUUAAAGAUAGGGAAGAUAACAUUCAAAAACUCAGCUCAUCGCUUGUUGGAAAGGAAUUAGAGUUGAAGAACUCUAAUGCUACGUAUGAGCAGACAAAGGAUGAUCUAGCCAAAGCACUUUCAGAAAUCCAAGGAUUGAAAGGUGAAUUGCUGAAAAAUGAAAAAGAACUAGAAUCAAAAAGUUCUUUGGCAGAUGAAUUAAAUGCCAGGGUAAGUUCUUUAACGGUUGAGAGGGAUGGCAUUAAGAGAGAAUUUGGUGCUCUUCAGAAGGAGUACAGCGAUCUAAAGUUAUCUUCUGAGAAGAAGGAAGUGGCAGAUGCUAAGCUUUUGAGGGAAAGAGAAAAUGAAAUUGAUCAGCUAAAGCAAAAGAUAGAGCUUGUUUUAGAAGAUGUUAGUGAAAGUCAAGCAAUUGUCGCUAAUCUGACUGAAGAAAGGGAACACCUUAGGGGAUUGCUGAAUGUUGAACUGAGCAAUGUGAAGAGUCUGAAAAAGGAACUUGAAGUUACUCAGCAAGCUCUUGGGAUCUCCAGAAAUGAGGCUUCUGAACUUUCCAAGCAACUAAAGCAAUCGGAAAAUUUGUGUGCAGAGCUUGAGUCAGAGAUUUCUAAGAUUCAGGCUGAGUUUGAAGAAGCUAGAAAUGGACUGCAGAGGAGCCUUGACGAAGCAAAACAUAAGGGGGAAGUGCUAGCAAGCGAGCUUAAAGCAGUAAAGGAACUUCUAAAGAAAACUAGUGAGGAGCUGCAGACCAUGAGCCAUGAGCUAACUUGUGUGAUGGAAAAUCGUGAUAGCCUACAAAAGGAAUUGGUAGAUGUCUACAAGAAAGCUGAAGCCACAGCAAAUGAUUUAAAAGAAGAGAAGAGGAUGGUUUCUUCUUUAAACAAAGAACUGCAGGCUUUGGAGAAGCAAAUCUCGAAGGACAAGGAAGCAAGAAAAUCACUUGAAACAGACCUGGAAGCAGCUACCAAAUCACUUGAUGAGAUGAACCACAAUGCAUUGUCACUCUCUAGAGAACUGGAAAUGGCUAAUGCUACAAUAUCAAGUCUUGAAGAUGAGAAAAUGGUACUCUACAAAUCCCUAACAGAGCAAAAGAAUGCGGCAAUAGAGGCUCGAGAAAACAUGGAAGAUGCCCACAACAUUGUUCUAACACUUGGUAAGGAAAGAGAGAGUCUGGAAAAGCGAGCAACGAAACUUGAAGAUGAAUUAGCAACUGCCAAGGGUGAGAUAUUACGCCUGAGGAAUCAAAUAAAUUCAUCAAAACUCCUUGUAAAUGAUCAGAAUCCAGAGAAAGGUGAAGCCGAAGCAGAAGCUAAGGUGACUGCUGACACAAAGAGAAACAGAAGAAGAAAAACUGGCUCCCAAUAAGGUUUUGAACUUGAUAUUUCCCACUAAUAGAUUCGUACUGUCAUCAUUGGUACAAAUAUCCUUAGAAGCUAUUCUUCUUCAUUUUCUUCUAUAGCUAGAGUGCAUACAACCACUGUAUUUUUGUUGUAUAAAUCUAACAUUGAGGCAUAUGAUUCGAAUCAAGUCAGUUACUCCUG
Messenger RNA from Rubroshorea leprosula, 2379 nucleotides. NCBI's taxonomy places the organism in Eukaryota, Viridiplantae, Streptophyta, Magnoliopsida, Malvales, Dipterocarpaceae. The record is from the annotation of a GenBank genome assembly.